AUGUCCAACUUGUAUGCCCGCGAUGGCCCUUCGACGGUCCAACCGCCUCUAUCCCAGGCCGUUGGAUAUGUCGUAGUGGUGGUCAUCGGUGUGAUUAUAGCCCUAGUGAUGAUGGUGAUCACCAAGGUACUGAAGAAAACGACCGGAGAGGACAACGAAAAGACUGAAAUGUUCAUGACGGCAAACCGCACUAUCCGCACCGGCUUAACUGCAUCAGCCGUGAUAUCCUCUUGGCUGUGGUCAACCGCCUUGCUCGGCUCCGCAUUUGUCGGCUAUGACUAUGGCGUGGCUGGUCCUUUCUGGUUUGCAGCGGGCUGCAGUCCAAUGAUUGUGUUCUUCGCUCUGUUGGGAAUCUCUUGCAAGCGCAAGAUCCCCGAAGCACAUACUUCGCUCGAGGUUGUUCGUAUCCGAUACGGACAUGUGGCACAUAUCGUGUUCAUGAUUCUGUGCCUGGUGAACAAUAUCUUCGCAUGCGCCAAUAUGCUCCUUGGUGCCGCCGCGGUCAUUACUGCUGUCACCGGGAUGCACAUUAUCGCUGCCACAUUUUUGUUGCCGGUCGGAGUUACAGUUUAUACAUUCGUUGGUGGCAUCAAAGCAACCUUUCUCACCGAUUACUUCCACACGGCUAUCAUUAUGAUCAUUGCAUGCUAUUUCUCCGUCAAAGCGUUUUCAAACCCCCAAAUUGGGUCUGUCGGUGAUCUGUUCGAACUUCUCCAGGCAGCGGCGCAACAACACCCAGUCUCGGGCAACCAGGAUGGGACCUAUUUGACAAUGAAAUCAAAGGGUGCAAUGCUUUUCGGAAUCCUCCACACGCUUGGAAACUUCGGUCUGGUCAUUAUGGACACGAGCUACUUCAUCAAAGCCUUCUCUGCCUCUCCCGCUGCAGUGGUCCCCGGAUACACAAUCGGCGGCAUUGCCUACUUCGCCAUCCCAUGGGGUCUGGGAACAGUCAUGAGCUCCGUCGCCUUGGGCCUCGAGAAUCAACCCAAUUUCCCCACAUUCCCAAGACGAAUGACCACAACAGAAGUGAGCAACGGCCUCGUCCUCCCAUACGCAGCCAUCACCAUCGCCGGCAAAGGCGGCGCAGCAGCAGUCCUUCUCAUAACAUUCAUGGCAUGCACAUCCACGCUCUCCGCACAGGUCAUCGCCGUCAGCUCGAUUCUCAGUUUCGACGUCUACCGCGAGUACUUCAAGAAGAAGGCUACGGACCGCGAUCUGAUCCGCGCUAGUCACUUCGGCGUUAUUUUCUUCGCCGCGUUCUCGGCAGGCUUCAGUACAAUGCUUCAUUAUGUUGGAAUUAAUCUGGGUUGGACGCUUUAUAUGCUGGGCGUGGUCACCUGUCCCGGCAUCUUCCCGAUGAUUUUCACAAUCCUCUGGCGCCGCCAGAGUAAGGCCGCUGCAAUCUUGUCGCCCAUUCUCGGUCUCGCGACAGGAAUGGCUGUCUGGCUGGGUACCGCUUCGCGGUUCAGUGGUGAAGUCUCCGUCGCUUCGACGGGGCAAGUCCUCCCCUGUCUCUAUGGAACAGUUGCCUCCUGCUUGUCGCCAAUCGUAUACUCGGUUUUGAUUACGCUUGUCCGGCCGCAGAAUUACGACUGGGAUGAUUUCAAGAAGGAGAAACUAUCUCUUGAAAGAUUGCAUAGUGAGCCGAGCACUCCUCUUCCCCACGAAGCCCGUGGUGGCGGCGAUGAUGGCAUUGAGGAUGGAGGUUCAAGUGCUGGGCUGGAACAACGAGAGUUGAAGCGCUGGAGUCGAAUCGCAGCUGCUUGGGCUGUGGCGACGUUUUUGGGUCAUUGGGUUCUUUGGCCGUUGCCGAUGUAUGGAUCUGGUUAUAUCUUUGGGAAAAGGUUCUUUAUCGCUUGGGUUGUUGUCUCUAUCAUCUGGCUCUGGCUUAGUAUGCUGGUUGCGAUCUUCUACCCGAUCAUCGACGGUGGGAUUGAGCAGAUGAGGGAUGUAUAUCGCGGCCUGAGACGCCCGCAGAUUAUCACCGAGGCUGCGCAGAGCAAUGAUGAGAAAGGAGUUUCCAGUGGCUCGCCAUCUGCUGGGUCUAUCAGCGAUGCUACACGCAUUGGCGAAUUCCAAGAAGGCAAAAGUGGGAAAUUUGAACAAUAA
Messenger RNA from Penicillium paradoxum, 2109 nucleotides. RefSeq names its product sodium:solute symporter family protein. The coding region runs from base 1 to 2109 and encodes 702 amino acids. Gene Ontology annotation, biological process: urea transmembrane transport. NCBI's taxonomy places the organism in Eukaryota, Fungi, Ascomycota, Eurotiomycetes, Eurotiales, Aspergillaceae. Gene Ontology annotation, molecular function: urea transmembrane transporter activity. The transcript has 12 exons. Gene Ontology annotation, cellular component: plasma membrane. The record is from RefSeq and is a predicted model, not a curated record.